AUGGGCAGUGAUCACAAAAGGGAUGAAUUGAAUGGUGAUGGUGACCUGGGAGAAGAGAAAGUUAAUGAAGGGGAGGCGUUGGCUUUGGUGUCGUUGGUGAUGGGUUGGUCCAUGGUGUCGCUAGAUAGAGAUCUAGGUGAGAAGUCCCGUGCACAUUUAUCAGAACCAAAUGAAAAAACACCCUCAGCCUUUGAGUUUAUCAAACACUUGAAGGGUUCUCGCAAUGGUGACAAGGUAGAUGGGCUCCAUAAGCUCAAAACUUAUCUAAAAAAUUUUGGUUAUCUAAGCUUAUCCCAUUCUAAAUUGAAUCAAACCUAUGUCAAAAGUGAUGUUUUUGAUCAUCUCUUAGAGUCUGCCAUCAAAACCUACCAGCUCAAUUAUAAUCUCGAGGUUACAGGAGAGUUAGAUAGUAACACUGUGUCAAUGAUGACGAUGCCUCGGUGUGGCAUACCGGAUAUCAUCAAUGGUACUACUAGAAUGAGAUCAGGCAAUAAAAUGAAAUACCAUUAUGGCUCAAACUUGUUCCAAAUAGUCUCCCACUAUAGUUUCUUUCCAGGUAAACCCAAAUGGCCACGUUCUAAGGCUAAACUCACUUAUGCCUUUCUCCCAGGGACUCAUCAGGCCUCCCUUAGUUCGGUUGGUCGGGCUUUUAGCAAAUGGGCUUCUGUAUCAAGUUUUAGAUUUUCCCAGACUGAAAACUACAAAAAUGCUGAUUUGAAGAUCGCUUUUUACAGUGGAAACCAUGGAGAUGGUGUCCCGUUUGAAGGCCCAGGGGGAAUCUUGGCCCAUGCUUUUGCACCAACUGAUGGGAGGCUUCACUUUGAUGCUGAUGAGAGGUGGUCCGACGGUGUGGUUCCUGGAUUAGUUAACUUGGAGUCUGUGGCUCUGCAUGAAAUUGGUCACCUUUUGGGACUUGGACAUAGCUCAGUUAAUGAUGCUAUCAUGUUUCCAACCAUUCCACCUGGUGUGAGCAAAAACCUGGCUUUAGAUGAUAUUAAAGGCCUCAAGGAUUUAUAUUCUUGA
Molecule: messenger RNA, 1023 nt
Organism: Ilex paraguariensis (yerba mate)
Lineage: Eukaryota; Viridiplantae; Streptophyta; Magnoliopsida; Aquifoliales; Aquifoliaceae
Source: the annotation of a GenBank genome assembly